AGCAAUAAAGCCGGCUUCAAGUGGGAUGGAAACAGAGGAGGGCGCGCGGACGGGGAUCAGGUUGGACUGCGCAACUAUCAGGGCAAUAAACCGGAGGCUGGACGUGCCCCUCUCCUCCUCCCGAGUCUCUGCUCCUCCGCAGUGCACUUGCAGCUGAGCACAACUCCGCGCAGGACGCUCUCCUCCUCCUCCUCCUCCUCCUUCUCUGCGCCUCGCUGCCUGCGCUCUGCUCGCUGUGACAGCGCGGCUGACUGUCGUGCGGACUCAUUGAGAAAAACCCGCUGGAUUUAUAAUGAGGCGUCCUGCCGAGCGGCUCUGCUCUUCCUCGCAGCUCCUCAUCCUCUGCUCCAGAUCUGUUUCAUGUGAGUCCAGCAGGAGAAGCAGGAUGACUUCUGUCUUAUGGGUUUUGACUUUGUGCGUGCUGGUGGCUUUAGCGCAGGCGAACAAGACAGAGCGAGGUUUGGCUCCGCCCUGUGACACCGGCCGCUACACCAAAGAUGGAGAGUGCUGCACAGUGUGUCCACCUGGAGAGGGAGUGCUGGUGGAAUGUGGCGCCAAACAGACUGUAUGCACUCAGUGUUUGGACAGUGAGACCUUCUCAGAGAACUACAGCGUCACAGAGAAGUGCACAGACUGCACUCAGUGUUUGGGUUUGAUGCGGAUGGUGGCGCCCUGCACCGACAUCAGCGACGCAAAGUGUCAGUGCGACUACAACUUCUUCUUCAACCCCUUGUCCGGCCGCUGCGAGAGGUGCACGGUGUGCCCCAGGGGUCGGGGCGUGUACUCCCAGUGCGACCACUACCACGACACGAUCUGCGAGGACUGUGUGGAUGAGACGUACUCCGACCAGGAUAGCUCCGUGGAGCCCUGCCUGCCCUGCACCAUCUGCGAGGAGAACAUAGAGACGCUGGAGUCUGAGUGCACGCCCACCACAGACACGGUGUGCUUCAAUCCCAACGCCCCCACAGAUGUCAGCCUAACCUCGGAGAUGACAGAUAUCUACUCCUCUGAGGUCUUGCCCUACAACCCAGAAAGCCCCUGGCCGAGCAGCGAGACCACCACCCCCAGGGCCAACUCACCUCGCUUCCUGGGCCACGGCUUCAACGAAAACCUCAUUCCCAUCUACUGCUCCAUCCUGGCUGCUGUGGUGGUGGGGUUGAUGGCGUACAUCGUGUUCAAGAGGUGGAAUAGCUGCAAGCAGAACAAACAGGCAGCUAAUAACCGCGCAGCGACAAACAACCAGAUGGUGACGCCGGAGGGGGAGAAGCUGCACAGCGACAGCGGCAUCUCAGUGGACACCCAGAGUCUGCAGGAGCAGCAGCAGCAGCAGCACGGUCCGGCUGACGUCCAGCCUCAGCCGUCACGCUCACACACACAGGAACAGAUAGUGGUGAGGGUGGACGGCGGCUCCCAGCCGGAUUCACCUCACCCCAAAGUCUGAAGGAGAAGAGGAGGCGUCGAGCAAGAGAUGAACUGCGGACCAAAGUGGAGACAUGGGGGCGCCACACUUUAAAAACAGACUUUUGUGGACUCUUCCGGCGCGUUGGGACUCAUCCGAGCCCAUCUUUUGCCUGGAAACCAAACCAAUGGCAAUACUGAUAUCACUGAACCACAGACAGGUAUUAACGGAUACAUGCCAGUUCAUUUUAAGGGAAUACCCCCGUUUGUUAACAUGUGAUUCUCAUUCGCUGCCACUUUAGAUUUUUUUUUAAGUUACUUCCAGUGGUAUGAUCGGCUGCCAUGGUUCACAAGCGCCUGAAAGGCAAAAAAAGACGGACUGUGAUGUCUCUAUUUACGUUUUCCCCGCAUCAAAGAGUCUGAGGCAGCCGCUUUCAUAUUCUCCUGCUCUCAGAUAAUCCCGGUCCCUCUUUGUGAGGCGCAUUGCAAAUCACCAACUGUCAGUGCAGCACAGUAAAGCUGCAGGGGAGUCGGACUCGGUCCCAACUUUUUUUCUGCACUUUCUCCUACGUCCGCUUGGUAAUCAAGAACUGGAUUCCACAAAUCUCUUCGAGAGUGCCUCCAUAGUUUAUACUUCAAUGGCUUGAAGGUGACUCGGCCAAAUGUCUGGUUUUGUGUUUUUACUUUUGAGUUUUUAGGUUUCUUUUCGGAUGCUGGAGUCCAAGGGAGAGAAAAAAGGGAACUGAUGGGAGCUGGGAUGUCAUCACAUCACUUGAAGAAAAGAGUCAAAUCUGCCCAAAUUUUAAGUGGGAAAUAGGGACGUCCCUCUGGAGCUGAAAACGUUUUAUUAACACACUCCCACAAACGUUGGUUUAUAGAGCGUCCUCUGACUGUAAGGCUUUGUCACUGGCACUCAUGUCAACAAUGAGCCCAUUAGGGUAACGUCCUGACAAGAAGGUAGUAAUCUCACGACCUCUUGGGUUCCUUCACCCUCUGCUCGAUGGGGCGUCGCCGAUCUCUUUCCCAAAUCUGAGGCGACUGGAGAUUUAAAGUACUAGAGGAAGUCCUCAGGCUCAUCAGUUCAGACCUGAUACAUCAUGUAAAUGUUGAACCUAAAAGUAUUAAUGGUUUAAGAAGGUUAGUGAUAUUUAAUUUCACAUUUAAAUGACUUGAUGGAACGUUGAGUAGAUGGUUGUUUGUGUUAAUGCAUCUUUUAGAAAAUGAAAUCUUUUUGAAUUCAGCGGCUAAAGCUGACCAGCUGUUUGUUCUGUGGUGGUCCAGCUCAAAGGAUUUACAAAACUAUAUAACAAGAUAUUGUUUUUUCUAAAGUCAGAGCAUCAGUUGCUGUGAAGAUUGAACAUAACAUUUUCCCCAAAAUGUGCAGAUAUUUCACAACUCUGUGAUAACUACCGUAUUUUCCGGAGUAUAAGUCGCAGUUUUACAGACGUUUUGUUUUUUAGACAUCAAAAUGGUCAUAUAUUUGUUAUUUUCCCAGUAAACACUGGUUGUCUUUUAGUGUUUUUUUCCUCUAACAACCGCUAGAGGGCGCUGCAUCUGAAUUAUUUGCUACUCACAGCAAGAGAAGAAAUGUCGUCCAAAACAAACAUGGAAGAGAAUCUGAUUGCUUUCCUCUUAAACUUUGAUAUUUUUCUUAUAUACAUCAAAAGAUUAGUAUUCUUGUAUCUCUAUUUCUUUAGCUACACUGGGGUUGGCGAAUUUGUUCUGAAAAGUCACAUUUUUCUCCUAAAAGU
This is a messenger RNA of Oryzias melastigma (Indian medaka), 3149 nucleotides long. RefSeq names its product nerve growth factor receptor a (TNFR superfamily, member 16) (gene ngfra). The record is from RefSeq and is a predicted model, not a curated record. Gene Ontology annotation, cellular component: cell surface; plasma membrane. The coding region runs from base 293 to 1441 and encodes 382 amino acids. Gene Ontology annotation, biological process: Rho protein signal transduction. Lineage: Eukaryota; Metazoa; Chordata; Actinopteri; Beloniformes; Adrianichthyidae. The transcript has 6 exons. Gene Ontology annotation, molecular function: coreceptor activity; nerve growth factor binding; death receptor activity.